AAAGCUAUAGGGGAAGAUCGAAGAACUCAAAUCGAAGACGCACGUACGCGUCGUCUUAGAAAAUUCAGAACCAGAAAACAUAGUAUCAGCUCAAGAACAGAAAGAACUUGAGCAAUGGGGAGAAGCCCUUGUUGUGCCAAGGAGGGCUUGAACAAAGGUGCGUGGACUGCUCUCGAAGAUAGAGUUCUGUCUGAAUACAUCAAAGUCCAUGGUGAAGGAGGAUGGAGAAAUCUCCCUAAGAAAGCAGGACUGAAACGAUGUGGGAAGAGCUGCAGGCUUAGGUGGUUGAACUAUCUAAGACCAGACAUCAAGAGAGGCAACAUCUCACCUGAUGAAGAAGAGCUCAUCGUCAGGCUUCACAAGCUCCUGGGCAACAGAUGGUCUCUAAUAGCGGGGAGGCUACCAGGACGAACAGACAAUGAAAUCAAAAACUACUGGAAUACCAAUCUGAGCAAACGAGUUCCAGACCAAGAAGCUCAUUCAUCAUCACCCUCAUCAGCUGGUCAUGGUGAACCAAGAUCCAAUAAGGCCAAGAAUGUUAUGUCCCAUAAUGUGGUAAGAACCAAAGCUGCCAAGUGCACCAAAGUAUUCAUCAACCCACAGUUACCACGCAAAGGGUUGCUCCUUGCUGAUGAUCACAAGCCUGAGGAUUAUCAUCGUCAACAAGCAGUAGUAGAUCAUCAGCCUGAUGGGAAUGGGUUGUCGUCUCCAUCUUUGUUGGAAAACUCUUCUUCAUCAGAUUUCCUGAUGGAUUUCGACAUGAAUUCCGAGCUUUGCUUGGCCAAUCUCCUCGGUUUGGAAUUUUCAAGCGGCGGUGAUAACUUGUUCUCUGAAGAAAUGCAGCUGCAUCAGCAAUAUUGGAGUGAUAAUGUUGGUAGUGGUGAGGAUUGUGUUGCUGAUGAUCAAUUUCAACCAACUACGAUCCUCAAUUUCCAGUCAUUGAAUUCUUUUCUAAAUGCUGAUGCUAACCAAGGAGACUGGCUCGAACUUGCAGAGACUAGUUGAUCAAUAAUUCUCUUAUG
This is a messenger RNA of Fragaria vesca subsp. vesca, 1022 nucleotides long. Its product is annotated as myb-related protein Hv1-like. The transcript is spliced from 3 exons. The record is from RefSeq and is a predicted model, not a curated record. The coding region runs from base 115 to 1005 and encodes 296 amino acids. NCBI's taxonomy places the organism in Eukaryota, Viridiplantae, Streptophyta, Magnoliopsida, Rosales, Rosaceae.